This is a messenger RNA of Panicum hallii, 868 nucleotides long. Its product is annotated as universal stress protein PHOS32-like. The transcript has 4 exons. Lineage: Eukaryota; Viridiplantae; Streptophyta; Magnoliopsida; Poales; Poaceae. The record is from RefSeq and is a predicted model, not a curated record. The coding region runs from base 102 to 578 and encodes 158 amino acids.
UCCCAGCAGUAGGGACUACCACAGCUAAAACUCCAUUGCCUUUUUGUUAGCCAUAGUGGUUUGGAAAACUGUAACCUGUUUCUGAUCAACUUGGGACGGACAUGGCUGGGAGGAACAUUGGAGUUGCAGUGGACUUCUCAUCAUGCAGCAAAGCAGCUCUGAGAUGGGCAUCGACGAACCUUACCAGGAGCGGUGAUAAACUCAUACUUAUCCAUGUGAAGAGCUCCUAUCAGAAUGAAGAGGGCGCAGUUCAUCUCUGGGAACAGAGUGGUUCACCACUCAUCCCUCUGGCUGAGUUCUCAGAUGUCACCAAGACAUACGCUGUGUCUCCGGACAAGGAGACAAUCGAGAUCCUCACUCAAGUGGCGAAUCAGAGAGGGAUUGAAGUCUUUGCAAAGAUACUCUACGGAGACCCUGCAAAGAAGCUGUAUGAAGCAGUUGACCUGGUUCCCCUCAGCUGCAUGGUUAUAGGGAGUAGAGGGUUAAGCACGCUCAAAAGGGCUCUGAUGGGCAGCGUGAGCACCUAUAUUGUUAACCACGCGGCCUGCCCCGUGACGGUUGUGAAGGAGAACAUGUAGACAUGUAGCGGCGGUCAGCCCGUUGAACACUGCUGUUUACAAGCUCAGUCACUGCAACAGCAACGUCUAUCGGUCUAUGUAUGGUAGUCAGAAUAAAAUGAGUGUGCUUGGCAUGCGCUGAUCCGGUGGAUGCUUGCUGCUUUUACUCCUUGUUUAGAGUUUAACCAGGACCGGACAGAAGAGGUCCUCGUUAUCUGAAGUAUGUAUAUCUUAAGCCUGAUGUAGUGGUAAAAAUAAUUACAUGUAAAUCAGUUCAAAAAAAUCUACUGCCCAAGUUAAAAGUUCAGGCA